Molecule: messenger RNA, 4342 nt
Organism: Dalotia coriaria
Lineage: Eukaryota; Metazoa; Arthropoda; Insecta; Coleoptera; Staphylinidae
Product: neurotrimin-like
Exons: 5
Coding region: 443-4333 (1296 amino acids)
Biological process (GO): synapse organization
Cellular component (GO): neuron projection membrane
Molecular function (GO): protein binding
Source: RefSeq, a predicted model, not a curated record
CCGAGAUAUACAUUAAUAAGUGCAAUUUUCAUAUAUUAAUAUAAAUAAAUUCAAAUGAUUUAUCCAUUCAAUGGUUACGUAAACUUUAACUUAUUUUGUACAGGGACCAUAUGGAUUUUUUGUAUAAUUUAGCGUUUGACAAGGUUUUCAAGAUAAUUUUAGAAACAGGCGCGAUUGUUUGAUAAUAAACAUCCGCUCGGUUUGAACAGUGUUCGGUCAGAUAACAUGUAGCCUUGGCGAGACGAGUUUGAAGUUUACACUGACUCAGUAAGUCGCAGAUUAUUAGCGCGGUUGGAGCAGUAAUUAUAUAAAAUUAAUACUGGUGUAAAAUAUAAUAUAAAAGUGAAUAUACUAUUAAUUUACCCUAAUUAAAUGAACUGUUUUAUUGAAUUAAUUGAAUUAUUUUAUUUAAACUGGAUUUGUAUAUGAUGCUAAAUUCACAAUGAAAGGAGUGAAAGGAGCAAAUCGAAGCGAACCGCGCCCAUUAGAGAUGAAUUCACAAAUUCUCGAAAUAAAUAAAGAGGGUUAUAUGCAGUUAUAUGCAGGAUGCACUGACUCUACAAGGAUCGAGAAGCUUCCGAAUUUAUAUCAAGAUAUAAUUCUUGAAGUUGUAAAUGCCUUGACAGAAAACAAUUGUUUGAGACUUGAUCAAGCAAUCCAACAUUUAAACAACAAUACUAAAGAUAUAGUAAUAUGUGAAGCAUAUUGUCAUAUUUGCAGUCAAGGUAACACAAUAUCCGCAAAAAUGCGCAACCACAUACAUUCGAUACUCGUGCCUUUACGUUUUUAUAACGUCACUGGGGCAGAAGUUGCAGCUAACACUGAUAGAAAGCUGACAAUUGAAUAUCUAAAUACAUUAUUACAGGAACUACAAAAAGAGGAUUCAAGUGAUUUGAAAAAUUAUCUUGUUAAUAACAUUUUGUUUUUUGCUAAUAGCUUUAAAUUUGACAGUAAAGAACAUAAAAUAGAAUUGCCGUGGAAUGCGUUCCUAUUCUACAUUCAUCAAUAUAAUGAUUAUUAUAUGAAUGCACAUAAUGAAAAUCAUGUAUAUCAAGUAACGGUUAUCAAAAAAACACAAUUUAUCGAUUAUGUUAAAUGCUUUAAUAAGGGCCUAGAAAUGUUCCUAAAAAAUUAUAACGAUAUCGAAAAAUUUAAAAAGUAUGCAGCGCAGAUAAAAGAGCCUAUUGAUAAAACGUAUUGGGAAUUAAGAGAUUUGCAUACUUUACAAAGAUUACAUGAUUUAUUUGAACCCCGUCAUGAAGCUAAUUAUUAUGGACUUUUAAGAAUACUGCAAAUGUGUGGUGAAUGUGUUAAAGGAAGCGAGCAAACGCCAAAUAUGUCAGAAAAUCUCUUAAAAUUAAUGGAUAAUAUCUUGCCAUUGAAAUCUAUCAGGUCAAUUAGAGAUAUGGCGUGUCAUUUAACGACGAUUCCAGGCGAUAAAGAAGAUUAUUCAAAAUUGAGCAGAUUAAUUAAUAAUAUAUUUAUAAAAAUCGGAGAUGUACUCGUAUUUAAAAGAUUUGAACAAGCUUUCAAAAUAAAAGAGUCAAUAUUAAGCACACCAGAUUUAAUAUCGAUGCCACACACGCUAAAUUUUGAAUUUUCCUCAUUUGAACCAGCCAUAGGAACAUUAGAUGAAUCUUCCGUCAGAAACAAUCAACUUCGUGAAAAUCAAGUCAAUCGCCUAUUAGCAAGGUUUGAAUUCAACAACAAAUUGCGAAAGGAAUACAAUUAUAACUUAUUAGAAAUGUCAUCAGCAAAUUGGAAAGAAGCUGAAGAAAAACUAGUAUCUGAGUGCAAAGUAAGUGAUGCGGACAAAGACAUUUUAUCCGAUUUACUUAAAGAGUUUAAACGGCUUAAUAAGGAACAGGGUACACCAAAAGAAAAAGCGAAGCGGAAGGAGGCGAAUGGAAAAAAAUUUGAAGAAGAUCUUGAAAUAAAUUAUGAAAAAUCUUUAAAAAUUUUAAAAAUUGAGGUGGAAAAGAAAAGCGAUUUAGGUGUUGAAUUUGUUUUGAUUAUUAUUUUAAAAAUCUUGGAUGAAGAUUUGAAGAGAUUAAAUCAGAAUAGAAAUUGGUUUUUAAACAAAUAUCCCACUCUUACUGGAAGGCAACUCCGAAACCAUUUAGCUCACGGUGAUCCUCUCGCAGAUAUACUACAACUUGAUAGAAGAACUGUCGUCUAUGAUACUGCAAAUAUGCUUAUUGAGGAGAUUGACGAUAAAAAUAAAAGAAUCCAAAGGAAAUGUGAAAAAAUCAUGCCACCCAUGAGUCUAUUAGAGUUAAUUGCGAGACAUAAUUCACCAUUAACCAUUCUAAAAUUAAAAAAUAAAAUAAAUGAUCACAUUCAAAGCGGGUGUAUCGAAGAGCUAAAAAAACUAUUGACAAAAGCCAAAAUGGAACAAUAUGAAUGGAGCGACGAUAUCACGGUUUUAAAUUUGGCAGCGGGCAAUUCACUUGAUAACGUCGAAGUAUUUGAUUUAGUAUUUGUUGAAGUAAAUGAUAAGUUUUCUUCUCGCCAGUUUAGAGAUGAAUUUGGAAAUAACAUGCUGCAUGCGGCUGCUGAGAAAGGUAAUGUGCAAAUUGUUUCACACAUCUUAAAAUCCAAAAAGUUAUGUCGUAAACUUUACGCUAAUAUCGCUAACAGUAAUGGUGACACACCAUUUCACGCAGCCGCAAUUGCUAAACAACUUGGUACUUUUAAAGUAUUGUGUAACAGUUGGUUUAGUAAGCAUCUUUAUUAUUGCAACCAUAGUGGUCAUACAGCUAUACAUAGUGCAAUUGUAUAUGAUUGUAUUGAUAUCGUUGACAUGUUUCUGCAGUGGAAUUAUGACAAAUCAAUCGACGAGAUCCUAGGAGAAAACAACCACACUUACCUUCAUCUGGCAAGCGCUCACAAUAAAAGGGAGCUAGUUCGUUAUCUUGUUGAAUAUGGCUCAGAUGGGAAUGCAAGAGACAAAAAAUUGCAAACGCCAUUAUCACUCUGUUUGCAAUUUUCGAAUUCGCCAUUAUCGACAAUGUUGGGACAAUAUAUGAAUUCUGUUAGCGAGGAUAAUCCUAUGCAUGAUGUAAUCACUUCGAAAUUAGGUACUUUAGAGGAGGCAUAUAACAUUGCACCAUAUUUCCUUUGGACAACAGCUAAUGACGAACGCACACCAAUUUCACUUGCUAUUACGGAUAAUAAUUUAGAAUUCAUGGAAGAAAUGUUUCACCAGGUGUUAUUAGAUUAUUCCGAAAAACCUUACAUAUUCAAAGCGGUCAUUGCUAACAUGUGUGACAGGAAUUGGAAAUAUCUUGAAUCAUAUGUAAGAUCACUCUUGAAUCUAAUUCUGAAUAAUGUAAUGGACAAGGAUAAUGAUAAACUCAUGUGUUUUUGGGGAUUCAUUCUGUUGGGGGAAGUUUUAAAUUCAAUUGACGAUUUCUACAUUCCCAUAGAAACAAUCAUUAGAAUAAUGUUGGAAAAAAUCAAUUUAUUUGGAUGCGAUGACAGAAUUAUUGCAUGUUUUUAUUCCGUAUUUGCUUGGUGUGAAACUCUAAAUGAAUCGGAAUUUUUAGAAUUGAGUCACAUGCUUUGUAAUAAUCUGUCGGUGUAUUGUUACAUCAAUCAUUUCAAUACAUUAGAUUUAUUAUGUUUGCUAACAAGAAAUGCAACAGAUCAACAACGAACUGAAUUGGGAUCUAUGGAUCUAAUUAGAGUAUUAGUUAAUAUUGAAAAUGCAGAUAAAAAGGAGAAGGAACUAAUUAUAGAAAUAAUGUACUAUUUUACAUUAGAUCAUGAGCAGAAUAAGCUCCAAUUUUUAGAAGACGAUGGUUUAAGGUUUGCCAUUGAAGAUUUUGAUAACGCUAUUAGCGACUGGCAUAAAACAAAAGUGGCUGAACUAUUAUGUACUACAGUAAUGUCUGUGCAUUUUUCCAAGGAAAUAAAUAGCAUUUUGUUUAAUGCGAUAACUUUUGCUGACAUUGAAAACAUGUUUCGUAACACAAAUCAAGAAUUGAAGUGGGUAACAUGUGGAAUUCUUCUAAAGAUUUACUCAUUUAAGAAAAAUUUGUUCAAAAAUGAACGAAUACGAAGCAUGUUUAUGGAUAAUAUGAAGAAGAAAUAUUUCAUGGAUUUUUGUACAAUUCCGGUUUUAGAUAGUUCUGAUUGGUUGCUUAAUCUCUUGUUAGAUGAUUCAUUUGAAUGUCAGUAUUGGGCUGCUUGGACUAUUAGGAAUUACACACGACGUGACACUACAAAAAUGUAUAAACUAGUUACUGAAGCUUUGCCGAAUAUUUCCAAGCGUAAUUCUGAAAUCGACGAGUUGCUAGCAGUUGCCAUAGCUGAUGUUUACUUUACUUAGCUUAAUAUG